This is a messenger RNA of Dissoconium aciculare CBS 342.82, 1007 nucleotides long. RefSeq lists its product as uncharacterized. The record is from RefSeq and is a predicted model, not a curated record. The transcript is spliced from 3 exons. Lineage: Eukaryota; Fungi; Ascomycota; Dothideomycetes; Mycosphaerellales; Dissoconiaceae. The coding region runs from base 449 to 961 and encodes 170 amino acids.
CUACAAUCCCCGCUAACCGGCCUUCCAUACGUCCUUCUGGAUAUUCUGUGAACGUUUCAAACCCUCUAUCCUCCUUGGUCUGUAUGCAAGUGAUGUCGCGCUACUAGACCAAGCUUUUGUCGGCAGACUUCUUUCGUCUCGGCACAGUCUGCUUCUUUGGGUAGAGCAGUCCGCACUUGCAUGUUCCUACACUUCAAGUUGCAUCGAAUCCCACUGUGAUCUACAAUAGAGGCGUUCUUGGCGAGCAGUGGUCGUCUGAUGGCUUUACGCGCCGUCUCUGGAGUCGGAGAUCGCUAAAGAAUCGCGGUCAACGAAGUACGCGUAACAUUUAUUCCUUCUUGUCGUGCUUGCCUAUAUAUUAUGGUUCUUCCUCUCGCCAAAUCAAUAAUCCAUAUCACAAAUCAUACUCUUCUAAUCACCAUUCAAAUCCUACCCUAACACCGCAAACAUGAAGAACGUCUUCGCCCUCCUCGCUGUGCUGCCUUUGGCGCUUGGCCAGACCGUCUACCUCAUCCGACACGGCGAGAAGCCCGCUGAUGGAAGCAACGGCCUCAACAGCCAGGGUCAGCAGCGAGCUCAGUGCCUCAAGAAUGUCUUUGGUAGCAGCUCUGGCUACAACAUCGGUUACAUUCUGGCCCAGAAGCCCAAGAAGGACGGCUCGCGUAUUCGUCCUUACCAGACCGUUCAGCCUCUCGCUCAAUCGCUCGGCUUGACUGUCGACACCCACUGCGACCGUGACGACUCUGACUGUGUUGCCAGCGCCGUUGACAACUACUCUGGCGCCGGCAACAUCCUCAUCUGCUGGGAACACGAUGCCCUCACCGAUAUCGUUGAUGCUCUCGGUGAUUCCAACCCUCCUUCAUACCCCAGCAGCCGCUUCGACAUCAUCUGGACCGACCCAUCGCCAUACAACAGCAUCACUUCCAUGACCUCGGAGCACUGCCCUGGCUUGGACAGCUAGAUAUCUUCCCUCCAGACUGAUUAAGAUCAUGGAUCAUAGAUAGACG